UGCCGUGAGUAGAUAGCCGCAAUGGAAUGCCAUGUUUUUGAGUAGUAAAAAACAGCAAAAAGUGUUUUAAAAAAUACUAAAAAUCGUAAAAGUGUCCUGUAAAGUAUGUUAAACAAUUCCUAGUGAUGUUAAACUUGUGAGAGUGAAGUUUUACGUUGCUUGAAUAUUUAUAGUGCAAGAGAAAACAAUCUGGUACACUCCAUUCAUGGCAAAAGUAAGACCUCUGUGAGUGUGAUACAAACCCCCAGAAAAGAAGUGUUUUUAUUAGCAUCGAGGAGAUCAUGAACGCAUUAGCGCAAAGUAUUAGUCCAAUACAAUCGACGAUUGGCCGCUUGCAGGACAGCCUCGAGACGGGCGCGUCCUCGUCCUCGACCACGAGCGGCAGCAACAGCAGCAGCAGCAACACUGCCGCAAGACAGCUCGGGACAGCCUCAACCUCGACCACGGCCGCACUGAUUCUCUCUGUCAGCGGGGGUGACAACCGUGCCGGCACGGGUGGCAGUAGCAGUGCCACCACCAGCACGACCCUCGUCCUCGGCACAACAACCGUCGGCGAGUCGCAGCACACGGCGGGCCACGACUUCCUGUCCACCUCGCUGGCGUCACCGGUCGCCUCAUCCGUAGCGGCCAAUUAUCUACUCCACCACUCGCACCACCUGCAUCAUCACCACCAGCAACAGCAGCAGCUCGAUCAUGGGUCGCUUCAUACGCAACAGCAGCAGCACAAUCUGGACAGUCGUGGCGCAUCAGCAACGGUCAGCGAUGGCAACUCCACCACAUCGUCCCACACGCUCAAUGGCAAGCAGCAGCAGCAGCACCAACCUCACCCGCGCAAUGGAAGUAGCAGUGGACAGGCUCUCUCCAACUCCCCCGAACCAGCGGGCACACUUGCCCUGGCGCAUGUGAAUGCUUUCCACACGGCUUCCAACUCCUCCUCGACGGCGUCCGGUCUCACGAACGGUAAAGGACACUGCAGGACACUCUCUCCACUGGUUAAUUUAAUUGUUCAACCCCUUUCGCUACACUUUCUAGAUUUCUAUCCCGACUAUCGGAUCAGUUCCGGGUAUCGGCACCACCACCAUCACCACCAUCACCAUCAUCACCAUCCGCAUCAUGGGGCGCACUCACGCGAUCUGAGCGCUUCGCCGCCGCCCAUUACCACCGGCCAUCUGCCCUGGACACCGGCCACGGCAGCGGUGGCAGUGGCCGCCGCCGGGACCUUCAUCCAGGAGGGCUGUGACAGUUACGGGUUGCGCCACGAGCACGAACCGCCUCCGCCAAAUGGAAACGGAAGUUCAAUCUCGAAGCAAAUUGUUGGCCAUCUUCGUCUUGAAAGAGACUGUGUGUGUGUGCAUAUACACUUUUCGUUCAUCUUUUAUUAUCAUUUUUCUUUCUUUCCAUUCCUGGUAUCACCUGGCCCUGGUCUCUUGGUCAUCCGACUUCCCACUGCCCUCCCCAUGGAUGCAGGGACAAAAAACAUACGCAACGAGCGCUCGGCGUUUUUCGAUUUCGCGACCACCCCUGCCACCGCACAUCCGGCUGCCACGGCCGCCGCCUACUGCUACCGGCUUUCCACACCACCGCAGCUAGUCAAGCGGGAACCGAGCGAUGUAUCAGCGGCCGCGGCUUGGCACUCCUACUCGGAGCGUAUGUUUUCCGACCCCCUGUACACCUCGCUCAAGCUACAGCAGAGCCAGCAGUCUUCCCCGCCCCAGCUCGUCCCACAACACUCCAUCUUUCCCGACUCGACCUCCCAUCUGGCGUCGGCCGCCGUGGCCGCAGCAUCACUGGAACAUCACCAUCAGCACUCCCUCACGAUCGGCGGUGGCCACCACGGUGUACCGCAGGGUGACAUUUCCCAUGCAACGGAUCCGUUUCACCAUCAAACGACCUUACCCGGCGGCACUGGUGGCGGUGGUGGACCUUACCCGUACCGUCAACCCUCCGAUAUUGUCACAUCCAGUGAAACGGAUUACUGUACCGGUGCCGGCGGUGGUGGUGGUGGUGGUGCGUCCGCUUCCAUCGCGAGCAUUACCACCACGACCAACCCAUCACCACUGGGCGCACUGCAACCCGCCAAUGGAACGCUCCAUCAACGGCGAGGAUCGCUGCAGCUGUGGCAAUUUCUGGUCGCCCUGCUCGACGAGCCCGCAUCCAGCGCGGGCUGUAUCGCGUGGACGGGUCGGGGCAUGGAGUUUAAGCUGGUCGAACCGGAGGAGGUCGCACGGCGCUGGGGCAUCCAGAAGAACCGACCCGCCAUGAACUACGACAAGCUGUCGAGGAGUCUGCGCUACUACUACGAGAAGGGCAUCAUGCAGAAGGUGGCCGGCGAGCGGUACGUGUACAAGUUUGUGUGCGACCCGGAGGCACUGUUCAACAUGGCGUACGGGACAUCCGGUGGGCAGACGGCUGUUUCGUGUGGCGGUGGCACUACGGGAAUGGAUGGUCCGUUGUCACACGCGCCUCAUCACGGUGGGACGUCGUCUUCACCUAGCUGCGGCGGUCAUAAUGCGACCGGUGGGGGUCAGUUGGUUGGCGGCGAUGGGACGGAUGAGGUCGAUAGGCACGCAUACUUCAACGGGAGCUCGAGCGGGUACAACCAAAGCGGCUGAAACGAAACACGGUGGUGCUAUUGGUCGGUUUGUGGUGGCGCUUAAACUAUGAACAGAAUCACAUACGUACAUAUGAUGUUUGCUCAACGAGGGUGGAAGGUAGGCCACUGGAAGUGAGGCACUCAAAGACGGGGAUCUUGCUAGUCACCCCGAUCCCCGGGCGUGAGUCUGUUUUACUGAAUGAAAAGCAAUAAAGAGUAUUUAACUGAACACUGGUUCAUGGAAGACCUUACUUACAUCUCGCUUCUUGCAUUAAAAUAUGAAACAAAGUACAGAUUAAAAGAUUGGAAAGAUACUGAGCCGGAGAAACAUACUAAAGGCGGGAUUAGGAUCAGAGCUUCUCGAUGUGACAUGGCCCGGUCAACAAUAAUUCUCCAGGAUGCACGGUUCUUGGCUCCAGCUAAUAUACCCAUCCAUGUAGACACCCGAUCUCUCACGGCCAAGCUACACGUACCGGACGACAUCGGACGAUGCCAUAAAUCCGUUAACGCCAACUGUCAAAUCCCAUACAAAACGGCCCGCUGUGAUCCGACACGGCCCGGCCCGACGCGAAUCUCUUGUCUGCGGUCCUACGUUUUAUGGCAUCGUCCGAUGUCGUCCGGUACGUGUAGCUUGGCCGUGACAGGCCGUCGAUCUUCGAUCUACACCUGAUCCAGCCAUCGAGUUCGCUGUCGAUCGAGCCAUCGAGUCAUCGUGUCAUCGAGUUCGCGAACCCUUGCGUCUUAUGGUGAUCGCUGUCGAACACCUUCUUGGUGGGGUAUGAGUCCGGCAUCCUCAUGACAUGCCCCAGCCAUCGUAUCCUGCCAGCC
Anopheles coluzzii is the source of this 3421-nucleotide messenger RNA. RefSeq names its product ETV5-related protein Ets96B-like. Gene Ontology annotation, molecular function: sequence-specific DNA binding; DNA-binding transcription factor activity, RNA polymerase II-specific. Gene Ontology annotation, cellular component: nucleus. The record is from RefSeq and is a predicted model, not a curated record. The transcript is spliced from 4 exons. Gene Ontology annotation, biological process: regulation of transcription by RNA polymerase II; cell differentiation. The coding region runs from base 282 to 2612 and encodes 776 amino acids. Lineage: Eukaryota; Metazoa; Arthropoda; Insecta; Diptera; Culicidae.